AUGAAUACCUAACUAGCCCAAAUUAUCAAAUACACUCCUGUGAGUGAAUUCAAGGUUAGCUUGAAAAAACUAGUUAAUUUUGAAGAGAAUUAAUUCACAUUUGAACCUAUGGAUCUAGACAGCGUAUUUAUGUGUGAAUUAUUGAAUGAAUACGAAAAGAAGGAUGAUGAAAAUUUAAAGGCUUGGGUUAAGACUGAAAAAUACUUAUUAUCUAAAAAUGAGAUUGAUGUUGAGCAUUUCUUUGAAAGAUAAUAUUUAAUGUUAAUGAAAGAGCUAGAUAAAGAAGUCUACUUUCAAUUAAACGAAUAAUUAUUCAAAUUCAGAGUCAGACUAAACGGAGAAUUUUCUAUUAUUUUUCGAUUAAAAUAGUUCGAAGCCUUUGAGCAAUUAUUGAAAAAACAAAUUCAGCAUUUAUCCCCUAGAAUGACAAUAUCUUUAAGGAAACAAAUUCAAAAUCGGAAAACUCUCUCAAAUCGACCUUCUAGUUUGGGUAAGAUGUUUCUAAGGGCAUUUAGUAAAAAUAAUAUUGAAAUUGAAUCUCAAUAAUAAUAAGAACCACUAUUUACUUUUAAGAAUAUAAAUGGUUUAGAUUGUUAUCAGUUGAAUGAAUUUGAUUAAUUUUCUAAGCAAGAACAACACAUUAUUUUGAAUGUGUCCUCCUCCCAUAAUAAAUUAGUUGAUGAUUCAGAUGAAGAUGGAGAAAUCGAAGAAUUUUAACUAGACACAAUUAAAAUCAAGUAAAAUGAAAUUAAGAAUCAUAAAAUCAUGUAAAGAUAGCAAUAUCUAGAAUACAUAUAUGGAAAUACGAAAAAAUUAGAAUCAGUCAUCAUGUCGUCUAUUCCUUUUAACACAAUUUAAGAAAUCGAAAGUGAAAAUAUGAUAAGCAUAACCACUUUACAAAGACCAUUAUUAAAUAGUUAGUCGGCUGAAUCAGUUUUAAUUUAUGGUAACAAAUUACCAAAUAAGAACUUUAUUCCUAAAGAAAGAGAUUUGUGGAAGAUUGCUAAGCAAUUACUUAAAUAAAAAUUCAAGCUUUUUUCAAGCGAGCAUCUUCUAAAAGCUCAAACUCCAUUAAGAAUACAUAAGAAUGCACAAAUGAAGAAAAAUCUAAUGAAAAUCUAUAAUAAUGAUAUUUGUUGA
Paramecium tetraurelia is the source of this 1140-nucleotide messenger RNA. RefSeq lists its product as uncharacterized. NCBI's taxonomy places the organism in Eukaryota, Ciliophora, Oligohymenophorea, Peniculida, Parameciidae. The record is from RefSeq and is a predicted model, not a curated record. The transcript is spliced from 4 exons.